Penicillium angulare is the source of this 1065-nucleotide messenger RNA. RefSeq names its product homoserine kinase. Lineage: Eukaryota; Fungi; Ascomycota; Eurotiomycetes; Eurotiales; Aspergillaceae. The coding region runs from base 1 to 1065 and encodes 354 amino acids. Gene Ontology annotation, molecular function: ATP binding; homoserine kinase activity. The record is from RefSeq and is a predicted model, not a curated record. Gene Ontology annotation, biological process: L-threonine metabolic process. The transcript is spliced from 3 exons.
AUGAAUUCCUUUGUCAUUAGAACCCCUUGUUCCUCGGCCAACAUUGGCCCCGGCUUCGAUGUGAUCGGCCUGGCCCUGUCCCUCCACCUCGAACUCCAUGUCACCAUCGAUUCCUCCAAAUCCUCGUCCAAGCUCCCCUUGAACUGCGCAAUCACCUACGAAGACCAAAGCAAGAGCGCCGAGCAGAUUAGCCUAGACCCCGAAGUCAACCUGAUCACCCGUGUGGCCCUCUAUGUCCUGCGAUGCCACAACCAGCGCGCCUUCCCCGUCGAGACCAAGGUACACAUCAUUAACCCGAUCCCACUGGGUCGCGGUCUGGGAUCAUCGGGUACCGCUGUCGUUUCUGGUGUUAUGCUAGGUAAUGCGGUCGGCAAUUUGGGUUUAAGCAAGGAGCGUUUGCUCGAUUUCUGCUUGAUGAUUGAACGUCAUCCCGAUAACGUGGCCGCUUCCCUGUUCGGGGGUUUCGUCGGCACCUACCUGAAUGAACUCAAACCUGAAGAUGUUGCCCGCAAGGAAAUCCCUCUCAGUGAGGUUCUGCCAUCUCCUGCAGGUGGCAUUGACACCGGAUUAGAACCUCCAAAGCCUCCAAUGGGCAUUGGUCACUAUAGAAAGUUUGACUGGGCCCCAGAGAUCAAGGCAAUCGCCAUUAUCCCAGACUUUGUCGUCCCCACCGCCAAUGCCCGCAACGUCCUUCCUGAAUCGUACAGCCGAGCAGAUGUGGUGUUCAACCUGCAACGUGCAGCGCUACUGCCCGCAGCUCUAGGUACCUCCCCGCCAGACCCUGAUAUGAUUUUCCUCGCCAUGCAGGAUCGUGUGCACCAACCUUACCGCAAGACUCUCAUUCCCGGCUUGACCGAGGUCCUUCAGCUCAUGACCCCGGCUACUCAGCCCGGUCUCCUGGGUAUCUGCUUGUCAGGUGCAGGACCAACUAUCCUGGCCCUAGCAACCGAACGCUUCGAGGAGAUUGCAGACCGCAUCAUCGCACGGUUCGCCAGCAACAAUAUUACCUGCCAAUGGAAGCUACUGGAACCCGCAAAUGCGGGUACCACUGUGUCUCCGAACUAA